CCGCCCCCCAGAAAGAGACGGCGUAGGACGGCGACCAGUGGCGCGACCGAUGAUUGCUUCACGUGCCGCAAAAGGGCCGUCCCCUGCGAUCGCAAGAGACCCUAUUGCACCUCUUGUAUAGAGAUUGGCAAGGAGUGUUCGGGCUAUAAAACCACGCUGACAUGGGGCGUGGGCGUGGCCAGUCGAGGCAAGCUUCGGGGCCUUUCGUGCCCAGUCACCGGCAGAACUGGGGAUCACAGCAAUAACAAUAACACCAACAACAACAACAACAAAUCAACCACGACGACCUCCAUCGCCACGACUACUGCUGCUCAUCAGCAUCACGAUGACCUUCUCCUGCGCAAGAGUCCCGGCUGGCAGUUCAAUGACUACGGCAACCACAGACCAACCCCGCUCCGUCAGCACUCUCUUCAGCGCAUCCCCACCGCCGGGUUGGGGCCGCAGUACGAUGCGCUUGGCACUCCCAACUCUGCCAGUUCCUGCGAUUCGUACAUGGAUCAUGGUUUCAAUUGGGGCAUGGAGUACCCGGUCACCCCGGGAUCGAUCGCCUACAGCGACUCUUAUCCACCAGGGACAUCUGCAUCCUACACGAGUCAGCCUCUCAGCAGUUCCAUUGAGAGUCUGGGCUCGAACUUCAACACUUCGUCUGUGGGAUCAUAUGGAGAUUACAUGAGUUCUAGCAUGGAAUCCAUACAGAGCACAGACUCUUAUGGUCAGAUGAAUAUUACGCCGACGGAGACGCCACAGUACAGCACAAGCCCUGUCUACCAGGAUGAGACCCUGUUCAGUCCCAUGGCGGAUCCUCUAUUCACAAAGCACAACCCCUUUGACUCACUCGACUUCAACCUCCAUGAAGAAGAGGAAGACACCAACCAUACUCAGCUAUCCAUCUUUGAUGCGCGAUGGAGCAGCCCCUUCUUCGCCAUGAGUCCUCGCAUGCAAUGCUUGAUGGAGUACUAUGAUCGUCAUAUCUGUCCCUACUUGAUCGCUUUCGAUGGACCAGAGAAUCCCUAUAGGAAGCAUAUACUACAGCUGGCAGUGCACAAUGAGGGACUGCAGAAUGCCAUUGCUGCCCUCGCCAUGAACAACAUCAGAAUGAGGAAGCAACCUCCUCCAAAGCAAAUGGCUUUUUUUGACGAGAUCACGGACGCAUUCGAUGGCAGUGCCAAGCCAAGGGAACAGAAUGAAGCCAGUGCAGAAGAGACCUGCUACAAGCAAAUGUCCAUCGAUAUGCUCAACAUGCAAUUGACCGAUUCGCGAGCGGCACAGGAUGACUCGGUGAUUGCGACACUACUCAUCCUCUGUCUGUUCCACGUGUGCGAUUCCGGCUUCAGCAAGUUCAAAACCCAGCUGGCUGGCGUACAGAAGCUGCUAUCAUUGCGAAGCCCAAGUGGUCAGUCCGACUUCACCAACUGGGUGGAGAUGUUCUUCAUUUGGUUCGAUGUCAUGACUUCGGCCGUGAACGAUCGCGAGAUGCAGAUCACGGGCGAGUCCCUGGACAUGCUGGACUUCUCUUCCAACCUGGGAGCGCUCGAGCACUUCUCCGGCUGUGACGGCCGUCUCUUCAAGCUCAUUGCCAGGCUGGGCCGGCUCAAUCUUCUUUCACAAGGCCGGCCGGUCCGUCCUCAGAGUAACAUGCCAUGGCCACAUACCUCACACAAUGCGCGCCAUGCGCCACUACGCAGGAGGCACGGAGCCUCCCAGUCCGUUGAUAUGAUCAAUUACGACUCUCUCGAUGGCAAUGGAUGGGCGACGCCGACCAUGUCGUCUGACGACGAGAUGUCUGGAUCGCCCGAUGAGGGCAAUUACCACGGACCGACUGCGCAGCUUGAUGGACGCGCCGAGUUCUGGGCCGAAUGGAACGACGUUCGCGCUCGUCUCCAAGCGUGGCAAAUGGACCCGACGGGUGCUCGGGCCACAGCGCCACCGGACGGCACCAACAGUCGUGAAGUCGAGCUCGGUCAGCGAGACAUGCUGCACAUCAACGAAUCAUUCCGCUACUCUGCACUCCUGUACACGGAGCGUCUGGGCUCCCCUCUCCUGCCUUCCUCCCACCCCAACUUUCAAAAGUACGUGUCCAAUGCGCUCUUUCACAUCACCGCGCUGGAAAUCACGUCCUGCGUCAACAAAUUCCUGCUGUGGCCCCUGUUCAUCGUGGGCACCGAGUGUGUGGAUGAGGGCCAUCGCAACAUCAUUCGUGCACGCUGUGUCGAAGUGCAAAAGGAAAGUGGAUUCUGGAAUAACAUCUCGGGCUUGGAUGUGCUGGAAAAGGUGUGGAAAGAGGUGGGCAACAACGUGCAAGGCAUGGAGGCUGCUGAGAUCAAGGCUCGCAGGAGAGAUUCUGCAGCAGGACGUACGGGACGUUAUGGACAGGCCUUUCGAUGGCGCAAGGCCAUGGAUCGCGUGGAUGGAGAGUACAUAUUGAUCUGA
Sphaerulina musiva SO2202 is the source of this 2430-nucleotide messenger RNA. RefSeq lists its product as uncharacterized. The annotation marks the transcript as partial. Gene Ontology annotation, biological process: positive regulation of transcription by RNA polymerase II. The record is from RefSeq and is a predicted model, not a curated record. NCBI's taxonomy places the organism in Eukaryota, Fungi, Ascomycota, Dothideomycetes, Mycosphaerellales, Mycosphaerellaceae. The transcript has 2 exons. Gene Ontology annotation, cellular component: nucleus. Gene Ontology annotation, molecular function: transcription cis-regulatory region binding; zinc ion binding; DNA-binding transcription factor activity, RNA polymerase II-specific.